Dendrobium catenatum is the source of this 1380-nucleotide messenger RNA. RefSeq names its product putative disease resistance protein RGA3. The record is from RefSeq and is a predicted model, not a curated record. The transcript has a single exon. Gene Ontology annotation, molecular function: ADP binding. Lineage: Eukaryota; Viridiplantae; Streptophyta; Magnoliopsida; Asparagales; Orchidaceae. Gene Ontology annotation, biological process: defense response to other organism. Bases 1 to 1380 code for a protein of 459 amino acids.
AUGGCCGAUAUUAUUGCAAUCUUCAACAGAUGGACGAAGUUAGGGUUGUCUGCUUUUUUAGAUCUUCCGGCGAGGGGCAGGCUGUCCUCCUCUUUGGAUGGAUCUUCAUCUUCAUUAGGAGAGCCUAUACGACACAAUGCCUUAGAUGACUUUGAGAGGAUAAAGCGAAUGUUGCCGAGGAUCAAAGCAGUGCUUGAAGAUGCAGAGGAAAGGGACAUACAAGACAAAUCAUUGAAGUUAAGGCUUUCAGAGCUGAGGAAUCUGGCUUAUGAUAUUGAUGAUAUGAUCGAUGAGUAUGAGUAUGAUGUGUCAAUAGCCCAGAUGGAAGCCAGAGCUGCAGAAGAGCCCUACCACUGUGGCAAGGGAAAUGAGGGCGAUGAUGAACAUCAUGAUGAUGUCGAGAAGAGGGACGGUCGUAAUAUAUUAGCAUCUUCAUCAUUUCAAGUUCCUGCAAUUUCUGAUGGCAUGGCUCAAAAGCUAAGAGAGAUUCAUGAAAGAUUUGAUGAGAUUGAAAAAGAUCGAAAGGCACUCCAUUUAAGAGAUGAAGAUGGGGUGAGGCAAACCAUUGGUGCACAAAAUCCCCCGCCUACUAGCUCUCUUGUCAAUGAAUUGGGUAUAAUUAGGAGAGAAAGUGAGAAAGAGAAGAUAGUGAAACUAUUACUCUCGGACUUGGAGUCCGGUAGCGACAUCCGAUCUAGCAAUAAAAUUUCAAUCAUUCCUAUAGUCGGCAUGGGGGGUUUGGGCAAGACAACGCUAGCCCAACUCGUCUAUAAUGAUCAUAGAAUUCAUCAGUACUUUAAUCUCCGUAUAUGGAUAUAUGUUUCUGAGGAUUUUGAUCUUGUGAAAUUAACUAAAGAGAUAUACAAAUCCAUAACUAACAAACCAUGUGAGGAGGAUGUUGGAUUCGACUAUCUUCAAGAUUCUAUAAAGAAAGAACUCAUGAAAUUUAAAAGAACAUUUUUGGUGUUGGAUGAUGUGUGGAAUGAGAAGCAAUUUCUAUGGGAGUCCCUCCAAGUCCCCUUUCAUGGUGCAGGCAUUGUGAAUAUUUUGUUGACAACACGAAAUGAAAAGGUUGCAAAUCUCAUGCGGAAUAUGAACUCCUUUCAUUUGGACUUACUUUCCAAAGAUGAAGGUUUGCAAUUGUUCCGACGAUGUGCUUCAUAUCAUGAUGAGAAUCUAAUGAAGAUUGGUCAGAGAAUUGUAAACAAGUGUGGUGGACUACCUUUGGCUAUAAAACUAAUUGGAAGCCAUCUCAAAUUCGAAAGAGAUGAAGCCAAGUGGAUGGGCAUCUUAGAAAGUGAGCUUUGGGACUUGGAUCUAGGGACAAAUGAGAUAUUUCCUGCUCUUAAACUAAGUUAUCAAAGGAUGCAGUUCACUUGA